ACAGAGGAAACGUAUGAGGCUACACAGCCAUUGACUGAGAUCAUUUCAGCAAACAAUAAAAAGGUAAGCAUAGAAAUGUCUUUCAUAAGUACAACUUGAAUUUUAAAUUGUAGAAACUUCUUCAUAACUACCUCUUUUAUUUUACUGUUAUUACAGGAGGAUACGCAUGCUGUGCAUCACACACCUUCCUCUCCAUUGUCUUCACUAAUUGCACUAGUUAUUGAAGAAAAUAAGAAUGCUUUGAGUGAGACAGAAACUGCGACCCAAUAUUUUUCUACAAGUGAAUGAGAGCAUACACAAUCAAGCAGAAAGAAUCAAGCAGAAGAAUAUCUCAAGGAUACUACAGAACCUACUACUGAGCUAGUUUCCACAGAUGUUUCGAAGACACAGCCUCUUACUCCGCAAACACAGCACCUUCAGACAAGUGAGGGAGAUCAAUCCGAUGAGACACCAUCAGAGCAGAAUCAAGCAGAAGAAAAUCUCAAGGAUACUACAGAACCUACUACUGAGCUAGUUUCCACAUAUGUUUCGAAGAUGCCGCCUAUUACUCAGCAAACAGAGCAUCUUCAGACAAGUGCUAUAGAUUUUUCAGAAACAAACGAGGUUGAAGUAAGCAGGCGUAUAGCUCACUUUCAAAUAGGCGCAGAGGUUGAGAUUUUGUUUACUGAUGACGAAAUAUGGUAUCCAGGAAAGGUUGUUGAUCUUAAACUGUGUGAAGGACUAGAGGAGCUGACAGUUGAGUACACGACACUCUUCACAUACCAACAUAAUAGACUUCAGAAACUUCAGGAUACUAACACGGCUGACAAAAUACGUCCUGCAACACCAACUAGUGACCAAAAAUCCUUUGAGAUGAUGGAUAAGGUAGAAGCCUUUUACAACAAUGGCUGGAGCAGCGGACAAAUUAGCAUGGUACUUGGUGAUAACACAUACUCGGUGUGUCUCUAUACUUCUAUGGAAACUAUUCUAUUCAAACAUUCAGAUUUGCGAAUUCAUAGAGAAUGGAAAGAUGGAGUCUGGAAGAUGGCAGAUAAGGUGAAGCCUGAUAAGAAAAGGAAAGCUGCUGCCUCAUCACAAAAUUCAGGAAUGGAUAAUGUUUUCCUAAGAAGGAGCGAGAGGGUGACUAAACGAUCUAGAGACACAAAAACUCCAUUCAAGUCUGACAGAAAUCCGGCUUUAACUGUAAUACCUGAGAAUAUUAUACCUGCAGUUGAUCCGUUUUCAACUCCUGCGGAACAUAAGCUUUCAAGGCUUCAAAAUUGGAUGACAUUAAAGCCCGGCAUGCAUGAAACGUCCCUAUCAAUCAAUGAUAAUAAGAUAAGGAAAUCUUUCUUUCAAAGCAUGGAAAAUGCAAAAAAGGACCUUAAGAAAGAGCACAUUGAUGGAGCCUUUGCAAUGCUAAAUUGCAGAAGAAAUGAGAAUGCUGCUUGGUUCCACAACUACAAGAUUCCAAAGGCGUGCUUCCUACCUAUGGAGUUCUUGCAUUGCUUGCUCUCUGAUGAUUUGGCUUACAAGAAAGAAAAGGUCAAAGGUAAAAAGAUUUUCAACGAUAUAUUUAAAGAUACUGUGAGAGGGAAGGUAUAUCCAGAGAAGACAUGGGGAGAAGAUGUUGAUGUUGUGUAUGGGAUUACUCUUGGAAAAAAAAGCAAUGUCUGGAUUGGGAUGGAAAUUCAUUUGAAGAAGAAAAGAAUCACAGUAUAUGAUUGUUUUCAAAAGGAAAGCAACAGCAUUGAUAUUCCUCAAGUGAAAAAGUUGGCAGUGUUGAUUACUAAUCUGCUGGUGGAAUCUUCUGGUGAUGAGGUAGAUAAAGUGAAGAUGAUUCCAUUUGAGAUUGAGCAGGCACAAGGUUUACCCAAGACAAAACAUCCUUUCAACUGUGGGAUAUUUCUUGUCAAGAUUCUGGAGUGCCAGUCAUUGAAGAUAGGAGACAUGACAAAGAUUAAUGAUGACAAUGCAUUGGAGCUAAGGAGAACCUUGUCUUGUGAGAUAUUUAACCAAUUUGUGGAUGAGAGCUUUGGGAAAUGAGAAUGAUGCAUGAAAACAUUUUUUGUUUUAGUUAAGACUCGGUUUUAGUUAUGACUGUUUAUUUUGUUAUGUUGUUGGCGUCUGGUUACAUAAGAAAGAUUGGAAGGAUAUCAAGUAUUUUUUUUGGGUAUCAUAUAUCUUGGAAGGUUAAAAUAAUGUUUCUGGAUGGGUUUCCAGAAAAAAAGUUAAGUGUUUCAAAUGUAAAAAAGAAUGAAAUGAGAUUAUAUACUAAGGAUUUGACAUGUAUAUGGUAAGCUUAAAAUUGUGAUGUUUACAGACAACAAAAAUUUAGAAC
This is a messenger RNA of Brassica rapa (field mustard), 2320 nucleotides long. RefSeq names its product DUF724 domain-containing protein 6-like. Gene Ontology annotation, biological process: proteolysis. The record is from RefSeq and is a predicted model, not a curated record. Lineage: Eukaryota; Viridiplantae; Streptophyta; Magnoliopsida; Brassicales; Brassicaceae. Gene Ontology annotation, molecular function: cysteine-type peptidase activity.